CGACAGUGACCAGGAUGCGGUUCCUCGGUCUUUCACUAUUGGCUGUAGCUGCCCAGGCAGCAGCCUCGUCUCUGACUCUGAAAUCGCCAAAACUUGUCGUUGCAGACAAUAUUGGCACUCAGCUACGCGCCGAACCAUUUUCAGUUGGAAAGAAGAUUGAGAAACCGGUCAAACUCGAGGGGCGGGAUAUCCUCAAAUUGACGUUCCAAGUCGUGGAUGAGGCAGGAAAAGGUGUUCAACCUCACCAGACUUUUAUUCGUUUCUUCGAUGAAACGACGGGUGAGGAGGGCAUCCAACCCGUUAAAGUGCAGCCCAGUGGAAAAGCCAAGUUCGAAGUGAACCUCCAAAAGCCUCCUCUGUACCUCCCACCAACUGGAGACGCGCCUCUCCAGGUUUCUUUGAUUAUUGGCUCACCGGACUACGACCCAAUCUCCACCCAGCUUUUCGACCUCCAACUCCCGCGUUCGCAACCACCUCCCGUUCACCCAGACGAAGUCACCUUCCAUCCCCGCCCUGAACUAUUCCACACUUUCCGACCAGAGCAGAAACUUCCUCCCAAGUUUGUCUCUUUGGUGUUUGCUGGAAUUGCACUGGCACCGUGGGCUGUUCUCAUGGGCCUGUGGUCGCAAGUCGCACCCGCCCCUUCACGGCUUCUCUCCCCCACCAUCCUUCCCUUCGUUCUCAGCCUUGGCGCUCUUGAGGUCUUGCUCUUCUGGUACUGGGUGAAGCUCAAGCUCGGUCAAGUCCUUCUCUACGGCGCUAUCCUGGCUAUCCCUACCCUCCUCACCGGAAAGCAAGCCCUCUCCAACAUAAGCGGCCAGAGAACAGGGUCAAAGUGAUGCUGAGGCGAUUCAUUCCUUACAUGAAAACGAAUGUCAGCUCGCACCCCAUUCCUUGUACUUUAUUUAUGCUUGCAAGGGAAUACAUAAUCG
Molecule: messenger RNA, 932 nt
Organism: Coprinopsis cinerea okayama7#130
Lineage: Eukaryota; Fungi; Basidiomycota; Agaricomycetes; Agaricales; Psathyrellaceae
Exons: 4
Coding region: 15-839 (274 amino acids)
Biological process (GO): protein N-linked glycosylation
Cellular component (GO): oligosaccharyltransferase complex; membrane
Source: RefSeq, a predicted model, not a curated record